CUGACUCGAGCACCGCACGCAUGCUCGGUUUCAGCAGUUCGACCUCAUCAGUUCUCUCUGCACAGCAAAUUUAAGUUCACUAUACUGUUGGAGUCACAUAUAGUGGUUUAUUGCGAGUCGGAGUGACUGUAAGGCACGACCGAAUGUGAGUAACUUUAGUAACGUGUGAAUCGGUGCUUACUCGAGACUCGAACCGUUUAGAACGGUUCACUCCGAUUUGGCGAACUACUUCAACCAGUUCACUAAAAAGAACCGGUUCAAAAGAACCAUUUGGUCAAGAACCGGACAUCUUUAGUGAUCAGACGUGAAGAAUUCUACAGCGCACUCAUUCACGAUCACUCCAAAAUGUCUGAACCACGGGCCUUAAAGAAUCCCUACCUAGAUUACACUGGGCCUGGAUGUGCACAAGACUUGUUUGACAUGCAGGGAAAUUUGACCCAGCAUUUUGCUAGCUGUGUAAGCAGUAAGAUUGGUGAGCUUAUGGCAAUUAUGGAGAAUGGACUGAAGACUGCUGACCCCAGAGACUGUACUGGCUACACUGGCUGGGCAGGCAUUGCCCUGCUUUACCUGCAUCUCCACAGUGUCUAUGGAGAUCCCUCUUACCUCCAGAGGGCCCUGGACUAUGUCAACCACAGUCUGAGGAGUUUAACCCAGCGCUGGGUGACCUUCUUGUGCGGGGAUGCAGGACCGCUGGCUAUAGCGGCGGUGGUCUAUCAUCGCCUCCAGAAACCACAUGAGGCUGAGGAGUGUGUGAACAGGCUGCUGCAGUUGUACCAGUCUGUAGUGCAGGGGAAGGGCAGUCUUCCUGAUGAGCUGCUUUAUGGGAGAAUGGGCUACCUUUACUCCCUUAUGUUCAUUAACCAGCAAUUUCAGCAGGAGAAGAUCCCCAUUCAAUACAUUCAACAGAUCUGUGAUGCUGUAAUGGCUUCAGGGCAGACCCAGUCUCAGAGGAACAAGAUCCAGGAACAAAGCCCUCUAAUGUAUGAGUGGUAUCAGGAGGAGUAUGUGGGUGCCGCCCAUGGCCUGUCAGGGAUCUACUACUACCUGAUGCAGCCUGGGUUUGUUGCAGAGGACAGGCUUUCGUAUCUAGUCAAACCCAGUGUGAACUAUGUGUGUCAGCUGAAGUUUCAAUCAGGCAAUUACCCACCAUGUGUCGGUGAUUCUCGGGAUCUUCUGGUGCACUGGUGUCACGGCUCUCCAGGAGUUAUCUACAUGUUGAUACAGGCUUUUAAGGUGUUUGGUGUGAGGCAGUAUUUGGAGGACGCUCUGCAGUGUGGAGAGGUGAUCUGGCAGAGGGGUUUGGUGAAGAAGGGCUACGGUCUCUGUCACGGAGCUGCUGGAAACGCGUAUGGCUUCUUGGCCCUUUACAAGGUCACGCAGGAUCUCAAACACCUCUAUAGAGCCUGCAUGUUCGGAGACUGGUGCAUGAAUUAUGGAAGACAUGGCUGCCGGACUCCAGAUACACCAUUCUCAUUGUUUGAAGGAAUGGCAGGAACAAUUUAUUUCCUGGUUGAUUUGCUGCAGCCAACUAAAGCCAAGUUCCCUGCUUUUGAGUUGUAAAG
This is a messenger RNA of Pimephales promelas (fathead minnow), 1562 nucleotides long. The record is from RefSeq and is a predicted model, not a curated record. NCBI's taxonomy places the organism in Eukaryota, Metazoa, Chordata, Actinopteri, Cypriniformes, Leuciscidae.